Messenger RNA from Aspergillus aculeatinus CBS 121060, 969 nucleotides. RefSeq names its product RTA1 domain-containing protein. Bases 157 to 969 code for a protein of 270 amino acids. Gene Ontology annotation, cellular component: membrane. NCBI's taxonomy places the organism in Eukaryota, Fungi, Ascomycota, Eurotiomycetes, Eurotiales, Aspergillaceae. The record is from RefSeq and is a predicted model, not a curated record. The transcript has 2 exons.
GUCGAGUCAAGAAUUGAUACUCCACGUUGAGUUGACACCUCAACGAUACUUCAUCAACCACUAUAUAAGCACCAUCUCGUUGAUCAGAAACUCUCAAAAUGCAGUCCUCACAGCCUUGAAUUUCAUUCUCCCAGAUCCCCGUCCAUUUUUUCCAUAAUGUCCGAUUCAUUUGUUCUGUACCGCUAUGACCCGUCCUACGCGGCAGCCGUUAUCUUCACCAUCGGCUUCCUAGUCACAGGAGUGGGACAUAUCUGGCAGGCCACUCGGUCGGGGAGUCGCUUCAUGACCCCAUUCAUCAUCGGCAUUGCCUUCGAAACCCUAGGCUACGCUCUCCGCGCCGUCAGCGCCAAGCAGACCCCGAACUGGUCCGUCGCCCCCUACGCAGGCCAAAGCCUCCUUCUCCUCCUGGGACCCUCUCUCCUUGCGGCGUCGGUCUACAUGAUCCUGGGGCGCAUCAUCCGCCUGGUCGACGGGGACACCCGCGCGCCCAUCCGCCCCACCAAACUCACCCGGAUCUUCGUUACCGGCGACGUUCUUUCGUUUCUGUUCCAAAGCGGCGGCGGCGGCAUUCUCGCCCAAGCCAAGACCCCCGGCAAGGUCAAGCUGGGCGAGCGGAUGAUCAUCAUCGGGCUGUUCGUGCAGAUCGUCUUCUUCGGGGUCUUCAUGGCGGUGUCCGCCGUCUUUCAUCGGAGGAUUCGCGAACGCCCGACGGAGAAGUCGAUUGGGCUGGCGGUGCCUUGGGAACGACUUUUGAUGGUUCUGUAUGCGGUCAGUGCACUCAUCAUGGUCCGGUCGAUCUACCGCGUGGCGGAGUAUAUCCAGGGGAGUCAAGGGAGUUUGCAGGGUCAUGAGGUGUUUAUUUAUGUGUUUGAUGCGACGUUGAUGUUGUUGGGAUGUUUGACGCUGAAUGUCUGUCAUCCGAGUCAGGUGCUGCGGGAGAAGGGGUUCUAUGAAGAGCCCUUGGUGUGA